UUCCUCCUUCUGUCGCCUUUGUUGCACUGGCCUCUCCUGUGCUUUUGUUGCUGCUGCUGUGCUGCUGCUGCUGCUGCUGCUGCUGCUGCUGCAGAGACACCUCCAAAUAGACAAAGGUGCUGCGCAGCGAACUGCUGAGGAGGCGCAGGCCCUUGCAGCAGAGGCAACAACAAAGCUGCAAGAGAUAGAAUCAUCACAUGUAGAUAUAGAUGAAGAAAUAAAUCGUCUAAGAGGGAAUGAGCGUUUUUAUGAGGAAGAAAUAAGAAGAAUAAAAAGGAGACAAAAGGAGACAGAGGAGACACUAGCAGCAGCAGAGACAGAAAGAAGGAGACAGGCACAAUAUAUUAUUAAAAUAGAUGUAGAGACAGAGAGACUGCAGCAGCAGCUAGCUGAUACAGCUAGCCAGCUAGCUAUAACAGAGGGGCAGCUAGCUGCAGCGCAGCGUAAGGAGGAGGAAGCAAAAAGGGAGGCAGCAUUAGCAAAAGAUGCUGCUGCUGCUGCUGCUGCAGCAGCAGAAAAGAGACACCAGCAACUUUGUUCAGGACUGCAGCAGAAGGUUGCACUGCUGCAGCAGGAAGCAGCAGCAGCAGCAGCAGCAAAAAUAAAGACAGAGCAGCAAAUAGAUAGUUUGCUGCUGCAGGUAAGCGAGCUACAAGGAGAGGUGCAGCAGCAAACAGCACAGAAGGAGGCAUUAGAGGAGACACUUGCUGCAGAGAAGGAGAGACAGCAGCAACAGCAGCAGCAGCAGCAGCAGCUACGACGUAAUGAGGAAGCACUACGUGCAGCAAAAGCAGCAGCAGAAGCACAACUAGCAGCAGAAAGAGCAGCAAGAAAAAGAGACAAUGAAUACCUAAAGGAGACACUAGAUAAUAAGAGGGAGGUGCAGCAGCAGCGUGAUUUGCUGCAGCAGGAAGCAGCAGCAGCACAAGCCCAACUGCAGCAACUGCAGCAAGAAGCACAGCUGCUGCAGCAACGUAUAACAGACACAGAAGCAAGAGAGCAGCAGCUAAGGGAGGAAGCAAGACAGCAGCAGCAGCAGCAGCUAGAAAAGGAGACAAUAGAUCUAAGGAGACACUUACUAGAUAGGAGCAAGAUAGAGGAGACACUAAGAGAGACACAGGAGAGACUAAAGGAGACAACACAUAAGUUGCUGCAGCAGCAGCAGCAAGUGCAGCAGCUGCAGCACAGAUUAGAGGAGGUGCAGCAGCAGCAGCAAGAAGCACAGAAAAAAGCAGAUAAUUUGCAGCAAAAAUUGCAGCAAAAUGAGCUGCAGCAGCAAAAAGAGCUGCAGCAGCAGCAGCAGCAAGCGCAGCAGCAAAGAGACCAACUGCAGCAGCAACUGCAUCAGCAGCAGAUGCAGCUGCAGCAGAAGUACGGAGACAUGCAGCAGCAGCUACUAACAGAGCAGCAAAAGAGUAAGGAAGCAGCAGCAGCAUUAGAGGUACUGCAGCAGGAGAGGAAGGCAGAGAGUACAGCAGCAGCAGCAGCAGCACAAGAACAGCAGAAAUUGCUGCAGCAGCAGCAGCAGCAAGCAGCAGCAGCAGCAAAAGAAAAAGAGAAUCAGGUGCAGCAGCUAAAGGGGACAAUUGCUUCCCUAGAGAGACGCAUUGCUUCCCUACAGGAGGAGAGGGACGCAGCAAAUAAGAAGAUAAAGGAGACAGUGCAGCAGCAGCAGCAACUGCAGCAGCAGCAGCAACAAUUGCAGCAACAAUUACAGCAGCAAACAGCAAAAGCAACAGAAGAAUUAAGGAAAAAACAAGAAGCAGCAAAUAAGGAAAAAGAAGAAAUAGAUAAAGAAAGAAAGGCAUUAAGAGAGCAACUGCAGCAGCAGCAGCAGCAACUGCAGCAGCAGAAGCAGCAACUGCAGCAACAACAACAGCAGCAGCAGCAACAGCAGCAAGAAACAAUAACAAAAGAAAAAGCAGCAAGAGAAAAAUUAGAGCAGCAACUGCAGCAGCAAACAAAGGAGACAGCAGAACUGCAGCAGCAACUAGCAGCAGCAAAAGAGCAAUUAAAACAGCAGCAGCAAACAGCAGCAGCAGCAGCAGCAGCAGCAGCAGCAGCAGGAGCAGGAGCAGGAGCAGGAGCAGCAGGAGCAGCAGGAGGAGGAGGAGAAACAGGAGAAAAAGGAGAAGGAGAAUAUAAAGAAGGAGAAGUAGAUAAUAUAUUAUUAGAUAAUAAAAAAGAAGAAGAAGAGGAAGCAGCAGCAGCAGCAGCAGCAGCAGCAGCAGCAGAUAUACAAGAAUUAAAUAAAAUUAUUAAUAAAAAAACACAAAGAUUUAUAAGAGCAAAAGAAAGACAUAUAGAUCUUAUUAAUAAAUAUAAUAAAUUAGUUAUUAAAUAUAAUACUCUUAUUGAUGAUCUUAAUUCCUUUAUUAAGGAUAAUAAUAAUAGGUCCCCAACAAUAGAUCGUAUAUAUAGAUCUAUACAUAAUAAAAAAACAAAUAAUAAUUGGUCUUCUUCUUCUUUAUUUACUGCAGCAACUUCUUCCUUACCUUGGUCUACUAGUAAGGGGGCCCCACAGGGGGCCCCCAAAGAGGGUACAAACGGGGCCCCCAAAGAGGGUACAAACGGGGCCCCCAAAGAGGGUACAAACGGGGCCCCCAAAGACGGUGAUAAGGGGACACCCACAGAUACCAUCCCAAAGAGUCCAAGGGGGGCCCACGAGGAGACAUGUAAAGGGGGGGCCCCUAAGGAGACAAAUAAGGAGGGGGCCCCUAAGGAGACAAAUAAGGAGGGGGGGGGACCCAAGGGGACAACUAAGGGGGACAAGACCCCUAAGGAGUCAUCUAAGGUAACGGAGGCCCCUAAGGAGACAUCUAAGGGGGAGGGGGCCCCCAAGGGGGCCCCCAAGAGGGGUUUCCGUCGUAGUGGGGCCUCUACGCUAAUAGAUGAGGAUACAGAGAGUACCUCUUCUUCUUCCUCCUCAGAGAGGGCAAAAAAAGCAGCAAAAGAAGCAGCAGCAGCAGCAGCAGCAGCAGCAGAGGCAGAACAACAACAACAGCAACAACAACAACCAGCAGCAGCAGCAGCAGGAGCAGCAGCAGCAGGGCACGAAGAAGAUGAUGAUGUACCCUCUAGUGGGGCCUCUACACCACCAGACGAGAGGACGGGCAUCAGCAGUUGGUUUGGUGGUUGGUUCUAA
Messenger RNA from Eimeria maxima, 3145 nucleotides. RefSeq lists its product as hypothetical. The transcript is spliced from 3 exons. The record is from RefSeq and is a predicted model, not a curated record. The annotation marks the transcript as partial. NCBI's taxonomy places the organism in Eukaryota, Apicomplexa, Conoidasida, Eucoccidiorida, Eimeriidae. Gene Ontology annotation, cellular component: centrosome.